GGACACUUUCAAAAUCUCACUUGGUUCUUCUGGUUCUUCUUCUUAUUUGUCUUUUGCUUCCCUUUUGCCCCCAUGUCCCUCUUCAUCAACAUUGGCUUCGGCUAUUCCAUUGCCAUCGCCCUCGCCUUCCUCGUUCUUGCCUCUACGCUCAUUCUCUCUUUCUACCUCUGUUGCCGCAACCGCAACCCCAACCCCACUUCGCAUUCGAACCCGAAUCCGAAUAUGAACCCAUCUGGGGCGAAUGUGGAAUCCGAGGGUAUUGUUCUGCCUCGGGUGAUUUUUGUGGCGGAGGAGGAGGAUGAUAACGAGAGCUCCGUCGUGGGGCUCGACGAGAACGUUAUAAACUCGUACCCCAGGUUCCAGUACAUCCCUGCACGGACACUCAAUAUCCUCAGUUCAGAAAAUACAGAAAUGCCAAAACUGAAUGGUACUCCUAAAUUUGCAAUAUGGAGAAGGGCUUACUGCACAAUCUUUGUAUUGGGUGCUCUUGCUCUUCUCUCUGUUGCUACCUUGUCUAAAUUCUUUAUCUCUAAAUCCUUUCUUGACACUGAAUCUCUAUGCAACCACUUGAAUCCUGAGGAGCCAAAGGAAAUUCGAAAUAGUGUGAUUAUAACGGCUCAAAAUGUAAUUCAGAAAAUUCAACAAGAGUUGCAGAACUUGAGAGAUGCAGAGUCAGAUACAGCUUCUGUGAUGGAAAUGAGUGUCUUUCUUGCUGACAUUUUAGGACUCCUGGAAUCCAUGGAAGCAUCUCUUUCAGAUUAUAAAGGGAUUGGUCAGCAUAAAACCAGUGCCACAACUUCUCUUCCACUUUUGAAAGAAAAGAAACAGCCUGAUGAGCCGGCUGAUUACUUCUUCCGGGAGGAGAUUCGCAAGUAUGUGAAGAUCAAGCCUAAUAGGUUGGGAAAACAGAAUUUCAUGGGGGCUAAUGGAACCUUCACUAGUAUUGGCCAUGCUUGCUUUGCCAUGAGGGAAGAGCUUGAGGAAUACAUGGAUUAUGACAUUGGUGAAAUGUGCAAUGAUGACUGGAAACUGGCUCAGAAGCUCAUGGUACAUGGCUGUGAUCCUCUCCCAAGAAGAAGAUGCCUUGCAAGAGCACCUCGGCUAUAUAUGCAGCCAUUGCCAAUCAACGAGUCCAUCUGGAAACUUCCAGAUGACAGAAAUGUCCGGUGGAGUCAAUACCGGUGCAAGAACUUCACUUGCCUCGCUGGGAACACCACUCGUAAGGGAUUCUUCAAGUGCUCAGAUUGCUUCAACCUCACUCAUCAUGAAAUGCCCAGAUGGGUAACAUUGGAUCCCAGUUCUGAAAAUCAGACUUCUGAUUUCCUCAUAUCUGAUGUGCUUCAAAUCAAGCCUGGAGAGAUCAGAAUAGGAUUGGACUUCAGUGUUGGAACUGGUACUUUUGCUGCUAGAAUGAAAGAAUAUAAUGUGACUAUAGUUUCUGCAACUAUCAACCUAGGAGCACCCUUCAAUGAAAUGAUAGCUCUCAGAGGACUUGUUCCUCUAUACUUAACCAUAAAUCAGCGGCUUCCAUUCUUUGAUAACACCCUCGAUUUGAUCCACACGACGAGGUUUCUGGACGGGUGGAUUGAUUUUGUGCUGCUGGAUUUUGUGCUGUAUGAUUGGGAUAGAGUUCUGAGGCCUGGUGGGUUGUUGUGGAUUGACAGCUUCUUCUGUUUGAAGGAGGAUUUGGAUGAUUACUUGGAAGCUUUCAAGAUGCUGAGGUACAAGAGACGCAAGUGGGUGGUUGUUCCAAAGAUUGAUAAAGGUGAUCAAGAAGCGUUCUUUUCUGCUGUCUUAGAGAAGCCUCCUAGACCAUUCUGACAAUCUCACAGCAUGAUAUGAUGUUCUUUUUUGCUCCCCUCAAUUUAGGUAUAGUUUCAAGUGAUUACUAAUAAUCGAGUUCUCUAAUAAGAAUGACAUGAGAUUAUUUCUUUACAAUUCAUGUCUUAAUUAAAAACU
Molecule: messenger RNA, 1959 nt
Organism: Neltuma alba
Lineage: Eukaryota; Viridiplantae; Streptophyta; Magnoliopsida; Fabales; Fabaceae
Exons: 3
Coding region: 73-1821 (582 amino acids)
Molecular function (GO): methyltransferase activity
Source: RefSeq, a predicted model, not a curated record